This is a messenger RNA of Iphiclides podalirius (scarce swallowtail), 2736 nucleotides long. The record is from the annotation of a GenBank genome assembly. NCBI's taxonomy places the organism in Eukaryota, Metazoa, Arthropoda, Insecta, Lepidoptera, Papilionidae.
AUGAUAACCCUUCCGCGUCUGGCGUUGCUCCUGGCGGCCGCUGCUUCGCUGGCCUCUGCCAGCGUGGUCACGUCGAAUAGCGGUGGCAACUUCGAGCUGCUCAUCCUCCACAACAACGACAUGCACGCGCGCUUCGAGCAGACUUCGCAGCUGAGCGGCGCCUGCACCACCGCCGACAGGGAGGCGGGAAAGUGCUACGGCGGAUUUCCGAGAGUCGCUUACGUUGUGAAGGAGGCUAGAAGAGCCGCUGCCUCCGGUGAGGGCCCGCCGGUGCUGUAUCUGAACGCUGGCGACACCUACACGGGAACAGCAUGGUUCACAAUCUACAAAUGGAAAGUUGCCGCGGAAUUCCUCAACGCGUUGAAACCCGACGCCGUUUCCCUCGGUAAUCACGAGUUUGACAACGGAGUCAGUGGACUCACACCAUUUAUAGAAAACCUGACGACUCCCGUCUUAGCGGCUAAUCUGGUGCUGAAUAAAGUUCCCGAGCUUGCGGGAGAACCAAAUCUCAGAAAAUCUGUCGUUUUUAAUGUUUCCGGUGUAGCAGUUGGAGUAGUAGGAUAUUUAACUCCAGAAACAAAGAUGUUAGCGGUACACAACAACGUUGAAUAUAUCGAUGAAAUUGUCGCUAUUAAGGAGGAGGUAAAGAACUUAAAAAAAGAAGGCGUAAAUAUAAUAAUAGCACUUGGUCAUUCUGGUUAUUUAAGGGAUAUAGAGAUUGCUAGAGCAGUCGAAGAUAUUGAUUUACUCAUUGGCGGACAUUCCAAUACUUUUCUUUGGAAUGGUACAACCCCAGACUCGGACGAAAUUCAAGGUCCGUAUCCAACAUAUGUAACUCAAGCGUCUGGCAAACAAGUUCCAGUAGUACAAGCUUACGCCUAUACAAAAUAUCUCGGGAAACUCCAUAUGAUAUUCGGUUCUAAUGGGGACCUUAUAAGUAUAGAUGGUAACCCCAUCCUUUUAGAUAACAGCAUACCUCAAGAUCCUGAACUUUUAAAAAUAGUCGAACGCUAUAGGAGAGACGUUCUUAACAUCACCGAAGAAGUAAUUGGAAAUACCUCAGUACAACUGGAUGGUUUAAGCUGCCAGAAUAAAGAAUGCAAUCUGGGAAACAUGAUCGCCGAUGCUAUGGUUUAUCGUUAUGCAACCGAUUAUAAAGGAAAAUAUUGGACAGAUGCUCCGAUUGCAACUAUUCAGGGGGGAGGCAUAAGAUCAUCUAUAACGAAUUUAGAAACACCAACUAACAUUACUAAAGGUGAUUUAUUGGGUGUAAUGCCUUUUGAAGGAAUAUUAGUAACAGUUAAAAUGAGCGGUAACAUACUUUUACAAAUGCUCGAAUAUGGUGUUUCAAACUACGAUCCUUUAGAUUAUCCAGGAGAGUUCUUACAGGUUUCUGGAAUAAAAGUAAUGUUCGACCUAAGAAAACCUUCCGGUUCAAGAAUAAUUAAAGCCGAGGCCAGAUGCGCCGCAUGUGACAUACCAAGUUUCUCCGAAAUCGAUCGCAAAGAAAUAUACAAGUGCCUUGGAAACCAUGAAUUUGACGAGGAAGUUGGCGGGGUUGUGCCAUUUAUAAAAAAUCUGACGUCGCCAGUAUUAGCUGCAAAUCUUAUAUUAGAUAAGGUGCCCGAAUUGCAAAAUAUAACCAAUCUAUACAAAUCAAUUGUUUUAACGAGGAAAGGUAUUAAAAUCGGCAUCAUAGGAUAUUUGACACCGGACACGAAAUUCCUCGCGCCAAAAAAUGACGUGGAAUACGAAGAUGAAAUAACCGCUAUAAGUAGAGAAGUCGCCAUAUUAAGAGAAAAGGGAGUAAACAUUAUAAUAGCACUAGGUCAUUCAGGGUUCUUAAAAGACUUGGAAAUUGCUAAGGAAGUCGACGGGCUCGAUUUAGUGAUUGGGGGCCAUUCCAACACUUUCUUAUGGAACGGUGAAAGUUUCACGGAAUCUCCGGAGCAUCCCCAAGGAUUGUAUCCAACUAUUGUGAAGCAAAAGUCUGGGAGGACGGUGCCCGUGGUCCAAGCUUACGCAUAUACGAAAUAUUUAGGUAAACUGCAUCUAUUCUUCGACGCAUCUGGGAAACUAUUGAAAUGCUUCGGCGAUCCGAUGUUACUGCACCAAGAAAUACCGAACGAUGAACAACUAAUGGAGAUAAUCAAGCGUUACCGCAAAGACAUAGAUCGUAUUAAUAACGAAGUAGUUGGAAGCUCACUGGCGUUCCUUGAUGGGGAACAAUGUCGUAUAAGAGAAUGUAACUUAGGUAAUAUUAUUACAGACUCAAUUUUGAAUUACACUAAUGAAAUGUAUGAUGACGUAAAGAUCGCCGUGAUCCAAGGAGGAAGAAUCAGAGCAUCAUUAGGCCGGCCUGAGCCACCGUUCAACAUCACAAGGGGAGAUUUGAUCACAAUUCUACCGUUUUCAGACACACUGACCAUUAUAACAAUGAACGGUUCAGUUCUAUUGAAGUCGUUAGAGCAUUCUGUGGCAUCUUGGCGUACCAUCGACAGCCCGGGUCAAUUUCUACAGAUGUCCGGCGUCGAAGUAAUCUACGAUUUAUCAAAACCAUCCGGACAUCGAGUGCAAUCUGCUAAAGCAAUGUGUAUCGGUUGCUCCGGCUUAGGCGAGAUCCAGCCUGACUUAAAAUAUAAAAUUAUAUUGCCAGGAUUCUUAGCAGAUGGCGGAGACGGAUAUAGCAUUUUCGAAAAUCUCCCAAAGGACAUCCUUCCUUACAAUGAGCAGCAG